Messenger RNA from Nerophis ophidion (straightnose pipefish), 5846 nucleotides. RefSeq lists its product as uncharacterized. Gene Ontology annotation, molecular function: mRNA 3'-UTR binding. Lineage: Eukaryota; Metazoa; Chordata; Actinopteri; Syngnathiformes; Syngnathidae. Gene Ontology annotation, cellular component: cytosol; cytoplasmic stress granule. Gene Ontology annotation, biological process: positive regulation of translation. The record is from RefSeq and is a predicted model, not a curated record. The coding region runs from base 355 to 3552 and encodes 1065 amino acids. The transcript has 14 exons.
UUUCAUAGAGUCUUAAUUCUUAUCACGUUUUAUUCAAAUCACAUGUUCUUCAAAGUGCUACUUAAAAACGUGGCAGUCCAGGGUGUACGCCGCGACCCCAAAAGGGAAUAAGCGGUAGAAAUGGAUGGAUGGAUUUUAAAUAAACUCAGUUGGUAAAUACAAAACUCCAGCGAUAUCGUUGUUUACGGCAUUUAAAAACGACUUGCGGUCAUUACCGUUGCCAUAGUAGCGUAUGGCUUUUUUUUCUUUUUUUAAUGGCGGCGUCAGUCAACUGCGCACGCGCAACGAAAUGACAACAAUUAACCCGCCGGAAAGCGCGCAGCCGCCUUGUCACUUUGGAGACUUUCACAGAAGAUGGGCUGCUGCUUUAGCAAGGAGGCCGGGCCGGGCCAGACCACCGAGACCAGCAGCCUGCUUCAUCCCCCCGCCCAGGACGGCCUCCACGAGUCCGUGGAGCAAGUGAGGCAACAGGCUGUGGCCAUGGCUCAGCAUGUGUGCCUGGAGGAGGAAGAAGCCGGGCCGGCCCAGCGGAGCCCCCCCGACUACGACCAAGGUCACCCAGAACUUGACGGGAAAGCACGUGCGAUUAUUCGCGAGAAGAACCACGGAGCAGCGGUCUCUCACGAGGAGGAUUCAGCUAUUCUUGUCUCGGCCGGCACAAGCGUACAAGCGGACCCGGGAUCUGAAGCAGGCCUGACCCACUCCCCCGCGCACAGCUGUGACCCGGCUCCCUAUAUGGAGGUGCUCAGCCAGAGUCCAGCCAAACAGAACAUUAUGCAGAACGCCACACUCAGAGCCUUGUGGUUCACUCAGAACCACGAGGGCCAGAAGCUCCCUAAGCCUGAAGGAUUUUGGUCCGCUCCAGUUGACGCUGACACUGGCGACCCGAACUCUGCUCAACAGGUAUCUCUCAGAACCGAAGAUGGCAAGGAAAGCUGUAUUGUCACUGCAACACUGGGUCAGGACUUCCAAACGAGGACCCAGAGGUUCUACAGCAUCUGCUCAAUUGAUGACCUGGACCAUGAAGACCCCAGUCGCCCUCGAAUGUCUGCUUCACAGACCUCUUCACCUAUCCCUCUUGUAUCUGACCCACUACGCCUCAGCGGCGGUUCUGGAAACCUCCCGGACGCACAUGUUAGUGACCCACCGCCGCCAAGUCAAACCUCUGAAGGUGAUCAGUCAACGAUGAAGCUUUCGGACCCUUCAAAGGUUCAGACCUCAAAGGAAGAACCUGUCACUUUCCAGGAGAGUCUAGUGGACUCUGUCCAAUGUUCUGAACCAACCAGUGAAAGUCCCAAAGAAGUCCUUUCCAGUGACCUCCCAGAGCAGCACAUGGAGGACCCCUCAUCACUGCAAGGUGCAGUUUGCAGUGCAAGUCCAAGUGGGCAAGAUGAUGAUGAUCUCGCUGAAGUAUCCUCCCUCUGGACCGACUCCACAGUGCCUCCUGAACUAACUGCUUCGUCCCACCAUAGCGCUCUGACCACCUCCCCCUGGGGUCCUCUGUCCACAUCUGAAGAACAUGGACGCAGAGAACCUGAUGAAGACGCGAGUAUACCAAACAGUUCACCUGCUCAAGUCCAAGUCCCCUCAGAGAGUUCUGGACCAUGUCAUGGGUCGGAACAAGCAAGCCCUUGUGAGUGCCCGAGCGCGUUUUCCACGUCCGUGGAGGAGACCGGCAUGAAGGUAGAAGGUCCACAGCAAGAGAUUCCUCAAGUAGAACUUGCAAAUGGACCUGUGUGUGCUGGAGAGGACAUGAUGACUUCUGACACUGAUAUCGUCCAAGUGGACACCUGUGCAUGUCCAAACGGAACAGGUGUUCUGGAUGAGGUUUCCUCCCAGCAGCGAGGCCACGACUUCCUAGUGGAGCCGCACCAGCUGGACAUUUAUGCCUCCACCCCCUCCUAUGAAAUUCACUUCCUGGGUCAGGAGGCCCCGGCGCCCGCCGAGGAAGGCGAGUGCGAAGGUGGGAUGAGGGAGAUGGUGUCGGACCUGCUGGGAGAGGACUCCGACCCCUCCGGUUGCCACCUGGAUCCUGACUCCUGGAUCAGGCCCGCUGUGGAGGGAGAAUGCGAAGGAUGGGCCAAAGGGGCGCCGCCAAGCCAGGGAGGGAUGGGUCCAGAGGUUCUGUUGGGAGCGUUCCCAUACGGCGCCAUGAUCCCUGCGGUGCCGUGUGAGUGGGCGUGGCACACAGGGAACUCUCCAGCUACCCUGAACCCGGAUGCUGAGGUGUGGACCGGAUGCGACUACAAGUUCCUGCAGGCUCCGGAGCCAUGGAUGCUCCUCCCUCCACAGCAGACGUUACUUCAAGGCGACACCAGCCUGGCUCAGAUUGAGGCGUGUCCCGUAGUGGCGGAGAACCACAUCCAGCCAGAGCCCGACACAGACGCUCUGAUGGAACAGCUGAGAUCUGUGUUGGAGUUCUGUCUCAGCAGGGAGCACCUGGCCAAAGACUUGUACCUUCAGUCUCAGAUGGAUGACGACCAGUACGUCUCCAUAGCAACCCUGGCCGGCCUGGACGCCGUCAAGCACAUAAGUGCGGACCUUCAGCUUAUCACGGAUGUUGUCAAAACGCUGCCGCAUGUUCAGAUGGCACCUUGCGGACUAAAAGUGCGACCGAGUCAAAGUCAGUACGUCCUCAUCCUGCGCGAGAUCCCCAGCACCACAUCUCGAGAGGAAGUAGAAGCACUCUUCCGUGACGAAAACCUCCCCAAGUUCCUCAGCUGUGAGUUUGUCAGCAGCGACAACUGGUUCGUCACCUUUAGUUCGGAGGCCGACGCCCACCAGGCUUUCAAGUACCUGCGAGAGGAGGUGCAGGUGUUCCAGGGGAAGCCCAUCAUGGUGAGGAUGAAGGCCAAAACCACAACGUUCGCUUCCCGUGCGCCCGUCAACGGCUACAGCCCGGCCCAGGUCAACAUCAUGGGCGAUCAGUCUUUUCUGCCCCCAACCGCCUACCAGCAGAUGUACGAUUUUGCCUACCCUGCCUGGUCCGAUUCGGCAUACUCCGAUAGUGCUGAGCCGCCUGAACUCAAUGGCGCUCUGAAUGGGUUCCCAGCAGCUCCUCGCUUCAAGCCUCACGUCCCACGCAGGAACAGCAGGAGGGGCGCGAGGACGUCCAGCUUGGAUCAACUCACAAAUCAGCACUCCUCACACCCAGCGGAGCAGAGCUCAGAAGAAGGCUCCUCGUUCUCGAGGUCGGGUCGGGGUUGGUCGCACUCUCGAGGAAAUGCGUCUCAUCAUAACAGAAGGUCUUUAAAUGGAAACCGGGGGAGAAGAGAGAACCCACGUUCGGGUGCCAAAACGUUACGUCACAAAACCUCAUCGCCUCCUCGCCAGCCGUCCCCCAUCGAGCUCGGCGUCUCAAACUUUCCUCCGCUCGGUGUGCAGAAGAAUAGCGAGCCGGCGGAACCGACAUCCAGCAGCCCUCAGGAGAUCCCCAGUGAGCCCCCCAAGAAGCUGAGCUACGCCGCGAUCUGCCAGAGGUCUUCGUCCGACGGGUCAGCGCUGCCCGCUGAAUCAGCCUCAGAAUCUCCCUCUGCCCCUUUGUCACAGUAAUUGUGAGUCAUAUUAGCUUAUUGCACUGGUGGUUUUAGUGUAGUGGUGUGGCUUUAAAAUCAUUCACAUUUAUUCAUAUCGUUUUAUUACUUUUGUCUUCUUUUGUUGCAGUUCCAGUAGAUUGUUGUGUUUCAUGGUGUUAUGUUGCGGUGGGGGCACUCCCUCACUUGGGGCCCUAUUCUGUGGGUUUUUUUUACACGCUCGAAGUUACGUACGUUCCUCUUAUUCCUAUUUUCCCGUCCACUCCUCCUUGUAAGUGAGACAAAAGUGCUCUCACAUCUUUUUUGCGUUAAAAUUGUGGAGAGUGCAGUUUUAGUAAUACCUCUGAAUGUCAGUGAAACCAAUGAAAAAGAUGACACUUCAAAUUUGAAAAGUCCAUAUUAAUCCAGGCAGUGCUUAUCUUGUAAACGUGUGUUGUCAUGGUGAUGUAGUGUCUUUAUUCAUGCUCCAGCAUGUCAUAUACAUGCAUGGAUGUGAAUAAUACAUACCGUAUUUUUUGAAACAUGGGGCGCACCGGAUUAUAAGGCACACUGCCGAAAAGGUCUUUUUCCAUACAAAAGGAGUCAUAUUAUGAUUUUUUUUUUCUAAAUGUAAAACACUUCCUUGUCUACAUAACGUGAUGGUGGUUCUUUGGUCAAAAUGUUGCAUUGUUUAUGUUUGCAGACCAUCUUCAAGUCGCUUUCUGACAGUCAAAACUUCGGUCUUAUUUACGUGGCUCACCUUCGGCAGCGUCUUCUUCCCGUCAUCUUUGUUGUAGCGGUGCAGCGUGCAAGGACGGGAGUGGAAGAAGUGUCAAAAGACGGAGCUAACUGUUUUGAUGACAUUCAGAUUUUAAUCAUCCGUGGUUCACUAGUGCAACAAUGCCGGAAAUGUGUCCCGAGAAAAACCAUCCGACCGGAACUCUCUAAUAACUAAAGUUCCUUGUGUGAAAAAUGUAAACUCACUACACUGGUAGUUUUUAGCACUUCCAUAGAAAGUUAGAACCUUACGCCACUUUAUAUUAGAAAUGGCAACAGCGGAUGAUGAAUGUCCCAUAACAAGAAGAUAGUGAAAAAGAAGAAGCUUAUCGACUAUGGCAUCGGUACGGACUACAGUGGCGAACUUGCGCUAAUGUUCAGGAUUUAUGCCGAUUUCAAAUACACAUCAGCAGGUACCAGAAGGUAAGAAAAGUUGGUUUUGCAACUUGGAUAAUGUGAAACAAAACAUCAGCUAAUAUGUCUGCUAGUGGGUCCUAUUUUGCAGUCCUUUUAUACACACACCAUAGUAAUACUUGUAUCUCUGACUACAGUAGCUGUAAUGGGCCGACAAUCCAUCAAGCGCUACGGCUUUAAAGUCAUAGUUAAACAUUUUGAUAGAUUUUUGAGUGUCAUGUGUAAUAUUCUUUAUAUAUGUGUGUAUAUAUAUGUAUAUAUAUAUGUGUAUGUAAGAAUAUAUACGUAUGUAUGUAUGUAUAUAUACAAAAUAUAUAUGUGCAUACAUACAUAUACAUGUGAAUGUACAUAUCUACAUAUAUGUAUGCAUAUGUGUGUAUGUAUAUUUAAAAAAUGUUUUAAUUUAAUCGAUUUUUUAAAAUGAUGAACAGAUUGAGAAUCUGAACCAAAAAAAUGCAAUGUGUGAAUUGAUAUUUUGUGCAUUCCUAGUAAAUGUCCAGGAUGUUCAAACAGCGUCCCCCUCCGCUGUGGUCACCCUCUGGAGAUCAUGAGGCGAAUUUUGAUAUUUGAUAGUUAUUACAGAGUGGCAUUAUGGUCCUUUUAUCCUAAUCUCAGUUUUCAUGUUUGUCGUGAUUGAAGCGAGCAGAAUAUAGUUAGUUGUCUGGAAGUUUCUUUAUUAUUUUAUAAUGGAUGUGAUGUGCACUGCAUGUAAAGUUACAGGGCAAUAUCAAGUUUCACCUUUUUGAACUCUUGGACUUCUUCCAAACUUGGAGGCACUCAAGCGAAAGUACUCAAGUCAAUGGGAGAAUACAAAGGGGUGGCCAUGUUUGACAGGGAACGCCCACAUUUAAAGGUUGUUCCAGUCAUAUCGGAUGAAGGCGUGAAAGGACAGACUUUAAGAACGCCGCGCAGUAACGCCCCUUUUUCAUUUCCCACCAACAAUAAGACAAAAGCACAGAAUUUUUGCAUGACUUUCAUUUUUAUUCUUUUUUUUAGUAUGUAAUUCCUUUUAUUAUUUAAUGACUCGGAAGUUUUGACUGUGACACAGAGUCCGUUUUUGUCUAAAUUGCUAUCGGCAGGCGUGAGUUUGUACAGAUGUAUAUACUACUGAGAAAUAUUAAAGUAAGUGCCUUUUGGUUGUAA